GAAGCCAGGCCCCGCAUUCUUUAGUACCCCAUUCAGCGACACUUUCCUCAGCCUUGCGAACUUCGAUCUUUCCAGUAAUUACAACCCGAGUCAGUCCAACGUCUGCACUUUGCUCCUUUCUUUAACCCCAGAAUAUACUUGGUCUUGCGGUAGCUAUCUUGACGGACCUAGGCUCAAAUAACCUGCAUCACGGCGGAACCCCAGUUCACCAACGUCAAUCGGCUCCCUCUAGGGGCAGCACAGCCAAGAUGGGCAACACACCGAGUGUAGUGUUGGACAACAUAGUUCAAGGGUCGAACUUCGAUCGGGAUGAGGUGGACAGGCUACGAAAGAGGUUCAUGAAACUUGACAAGGACAAUUCGGGCACCAUCGAGCGCGACGAAUUCCUCAGCCUACCGCAGAUCUCGUCCAACCCCCUCGCGACACGCAUGAUCGCAAUCUUCGACGAGGACGGCGGCGGCGACGUCGAUUUCCAAGAGUUCGUCUCGGGCUUGUCGGCCUUUAGCAGCAAGGGCAAUAAAGAGGAGAAAUUGCGCUUCGCCUUCCGGGUCUACGACAUCGACCGCGACGGGUACAUUAGCAACGGCGAGCUUUUUAUUGUCUUGAAGAUGAUGGUAGGCAGCAACCUUAAGGAUCAGCAGCUGCAGCAGAUCGUCGACAAGACCAUUAUGGAGGCGGACCUUGAUAAUGAUGGCAAGAUCAGCUUUCAGGAGUUCACUAAGAUGGUCGAGAAUACGGAUAUUAGUAUGAGCAUGACUUUGGAUCAGUUUUAGAACCUGGACGCACACAAACGGAGAGAGACUGCU
Pseudomassariella vexata is the source of this 806-nucleotide messenger RNA. RefSeq names its product calcineurin subunit B. The record is from RefSeq and is a predicted model, not a curated record. Bases 249 to 773 code for a protein of 174 amino acids. Gene Ontology annotation, molecular function: calcium ion binding; calcium-dependent protein serine/threonine phosphatase regulator activity. Lineage: Eukaryota; Fungi; Ascomycota; Sordariomycetes; Amphisphaeriales; Pseudomassariaceae. The transcript is spliced from 4 exons.